AUGGGAGUUCCGAAGUUCUUCCGAUGGCUCGCCGAGCGAUAUCCGCUGUUGCAGCAAGAGAUCGCCGGGUCGCAGAUUCCGAAGAUUGAUAAUCUGUACCUGGACAUGAACGGCGUCAUUCACAACUGCUCGCACGGCGCUGGCACGGACGUGAACACGCGCAUGAGCGAGGAUGAGAUGAUGAGUAAGGUGUUCGCGUACCUGGAUCACCUGUUUCGAAUGACACGACCGAAUAAGCUGCUGUACAUGGCGAUCGACGGCGUCGCGCCCCGGGCGAAGAUGAAUCAGCAGAGAAGUCGACGUUUUCGAAGCGCAUCCGAGGCGGCGAAAGAUCGCGAGGAGGCGCGUCGUCGGGGUGAGCCCGAGCCAGAGGGCGAACCUUUUGAUUCGAAUUGCAUCACCCCUGGGACGGAGUUUAUGGCUCGAUUGACGGAGCACUUGAAGUUUUACGUGCGCAAGAAGCAGACGGAGGAUCCGCUUUGGGCAAAGGUCACCGUCAUUCUCUCGGGGCACGAGGUCCGAGGGGAGGGUGAGCACAAGAUCAUGGAACACAUUCGAUGGGCGCGUACGCAACCGGGAUGGGAGCCGAAUCAAACGCACUGUCUGUACGGUCUCGACGCCGACCUCAUCAUGCUGGCGCUGGUCACCCACGAGCCGCAUUUCUGCUUACUUCGCGAGGUGGUCAAGUUCGGCGGCGGCGAGAAGGGACAACCGAGCCGAGAAAUCUUAUCGAACCCCACCGAUGACGGCUUCAUCUUGUUGCAUAUCGGGCUUCUUCGUGAGUACUUGGACCUGGAAUUCCGCGAGAAGAACUUGUCGUUUGGGUACGACCUCGAGCGAGUCAUUGACGAUUUCAUCUUGUUAUGCAUGCUCGUCGGUAACGAUUUCUUACCCGCGCUGCCAACUUUGAACAUCGCCGAAGGUGCGUUGAACACGCUUUUCAAGGUGUAUCACGACACUCUGCCCAUGCUGGGUGGAUACAUCACGGGUGACGAGGGUGGUGGUACUUUCAACGCAGAGCGUCUCGAGAAAAUCAUGAGCAUCAUGUCCACUUUUGAGCGCCAGGUGCUGGAGGAUCGCGCGCUCGACGUUGAAAAAGAAGAGGAAAAGAAGGCCCGGCGAAACAAACGCUUCGGUGACGGUUCGGCAUCCGAGCUCAACGUCGAGGAGAAAUUCGACAAGGAUAUGUCUGAAAUGAGUGAAACGGAUGGUACGCCACAAGUGUCAUCGGAUCCGGUGAUGAUGAACGCCGCCAAACGGGCUAUGAUUCUCGAGGGGGGAGAGGAGGGUUUGCAAGCUUGGAAGGACCAAUACUACAGAGAAAAACUUGGGCUCAAGAUGGGUGAAGCUGCGCCUCUGGCGGAGAUCCGUCAAGCGUACUUUGAUGGCUUGAACUGGGUACUCAGGUACUACUACCGCGGUGUUGCAUCUUGGACGUGGUACUAUCCGUACCACUACGCCCCGAUGGCGAGUGAUCUUUGCGCAGGAAUGGAAAAGCUCACGUCAGAGUUCGACUAUGGUGAGCCUUUUAGACCGUUUGAGCAGCUCAUGGCUGUUCAGCCGCCUUCGAGCUCAAAGCUGCUGCCCGAACCUUUCCGUCACUUCAUGGAGGAUCCGCGAUCGCCGCUGGCCGAGUUCUUCCCGGAAGACAUCCCGGUUGACUUUGAGGGGAAACGAAACGAUUGGGAAGGCGUCGUACUGUUACCUUUCCUGGAUGCUGACCGCUUGAAGGCGGCGGUCGCGUCUGUGGAGGAUUCGCAACUCACUGCGGGCGAGAUUGCUCGCAACAAGCCCGGCCACCUGAUUUUCUUCAACCACGCUCCAGGAGGCGCGGGAGACGUUCAGAGUACGCUUCCCAAGUCUUUUGCGGGACUCUUUCCGGCUAAGAGUAAGAUGACCAUGCGCAUGCCUCCGGGAGAGUUCCCUGACGACGUGAAGUGCUUCGGCGGUGAAGACUCCGUGUUUCCGGGCACGAAGAUAGGACUCGAUAGCCCAAGCGGAUUCCCCACGGUCCGCACUCUCCCGGUGUCUGGCGCGUUGAAAAACGCGGGCGUUAAGGUUUUCGGAAACGCGUCGAAGAAGGAAUCACUUGUCAUUCAGAUCGACGGCGUUGAUAAGGAGUUAGUGGGUGACUUGACUGGCUCCGGGGCGAGUGACAUCGCAGCGGUGUUGUUGAACAAGCGCGUUCAAAUCAAGUGGCCGUAUCUUCAAGAAGCGCUCGUCGUCGGAGUCUCCGAUGCAAAGGAGCGCAUCGUACCCGUACCUGGGAAACCGAACGACUUCGCGAGCAAGCCGAAUAACAGCUCGGAGUGGGGCGCUGAAAUGCAAAAAGUGACCAGCGAGUACUUGGCCAAGUACGGUGUUGCAGCCGGCCGAUCGAACGUGGCGCUUCACUGCCGCGCGUGCGAAGGGCUCGUUCGUCACCCCGAUGGUUCGCUCCAAAAGCGUUUUGCGAAGACAGAGAUGAUGGUACCGAUUCAGCUCGUCAUUGCGAAGCACAACGCUCCAUCCUCUCGAAUGGAGGAGCGACCGGCGCUCGACGCGGGAGAAGCCGCGGGUGAUUUCCAGGAAGGAGACGUUGCUUUGUACCUCGGCCGUUCGUACUUCGGUGCUCUCGCCGUUGUCACUGACGUCUCGCCAAGUGGUUUGGGAGUUUCUCUUCAUCCAGUUCCGCUUGAUACGGGAGUUUCGCGACGCAUUUUGAACGGUGUUGGUCAGAGAUACAUGUCGGGUGGAGAGAUCGCUAGAAAGCUUGGUGUGCACCCGAAAGUGAUUGGAUGCAUCACAGGCGCGGUUUGGGCUCAAGAAAACGCGAAGGCGCCGCGCAGCGAGCGCAUAGAUAUCGGUUUGAACUUGAAGCACAAUGGCAAGAUGCUCUGCGUCGCCGGCUUUUGCCGACCGACGCAGGGCGAUAAACCUGGUUGGGAAUACAGCCAAGAGGCGCUUCGCGUCCUGCAGGAGUACAAGCGUGCCCACGCGUGGGUCUUCGCGGCUGUUGAAGACAUCGAUGACAUGCGUGACGGAGUUAACAUUGAGGAUGUUCUAGCCGACUUGCCUGAAUCUGGACGACUGGCAACGUUGAAGGGGACUAAGGCGUGGUUGAAGGCGCACCCUAUCGCUCGUCGUCCGCUCGUACCGACUUCGUCGCAAGUUGCGACGGAGGAAGCCGUGCGCGCGCUUGUGGCUACCACAGCCGGAGGUACCAAGGCGGCGAAGGUCGUCGAUCUCGAGGGCGUUUCUCCGCUCUUGCUCAUGAAGGCCGUCACGGAGGGCUCUGUCGUGGACCUGUACGCCGGUGGCGAUUUUGAGCUCGGCGACCGAGUCGUCAUGGUGGGCGACAGCGGGCAGCCGUCAUUCGGAUCGCGCGGCGCGAUCGUCGCCAUACACUCGUACACGGACGCGCACACUCAAGAUUCCAGGGCCGAGUCCGUGGAAGUCUUGUUUGACGAAGACUUUGUCGGCGGGACCGAUCUGCACGGCGUCAUCUCAAGCAAGCGAGGCGCCAUGCUCCCCGUGGCUCAGUUGAUCAACCUGUCGCACCCACCGGCGAUGCCAAACCUCGGUUCGGCGGCGCCGAAGCUCGUGGUCAAGGACGCCAAGGGUGACUUGAACGCCCCAACGCAAUGGAGCGAGCGAGCCCCGAAGAUCCAGCGUGAGCCGUCUCCUCAACCACGACUUCCAGAGAAUGAUUCCAAGGGUUUCGACACAACCAAGGGGGCGGGACGAGGUAAGAUGAAGAAACCGACGACUAAGGGCGCUGGAUCAUCGGAUACGAGUGCGGCGUCGCCGGCGCCGAUCCCGAGCAGCACGCGGAUGAUUUCCAUGCUGAAUAACGCCUCGGUUAAGGCGGCCGAGGCCAAGGCGGCGACGCCUGCGAAGAAGGCACCGUUGAGCAUCAAGGAGUUGGAGGCGCAGAUGCUUCAGAUGAUGACGCCGCCGAAACCCGCCAGCACGCCCCCCAAGACGGACGGUGUAUCGAAGAAGGCACCGAUGAGCAUCAAGGAGCUCGAGGCGAAGGUCCUCGCCGAGGCAAAGGGUUCGAAAUCCAAGGGCGCGCCUAAACCCAAAGAAUCGCCCAACCCUCCGCGGAUGCCGCGAACAAAGAAGCCUGUGGACGCUCCAUCGCCUGCGCAACAACCGCCCCUUCCGUCGACGCCGGCGCCGGCGCCGACCGAGGUCGCCAGAGCCACCGCCGACAAAUCCGCCGACGCUUCUUCCGACGCCCAACCAUCCGACGCGGAAAGCGCAAAGCCCCAACCGCGCCGCAUGAUUCCUCGAUUUCUCCUUCGCACCGGAAAAUCAUCCUAG
Molecule: messenger RNA, 4308 nt
Organism: Ostreococcus tauri
Lineage: Eukaryota; Viridiplantae; Chlorophyta; Mamiellophyceae; Mamiellales; Bathycoccaceae
Product: Putative 5-3 exonuclease
Exons: 1
Coding region: 1-4308 (1435 amino acids)
Biological process (GO): nuclear-transcribed mRNA catabolic process
Cellular component (GO): nucleus
Molecular function (GO): 5'-3' RNA exonuclease activity; RNA binding
Source: RefSeq, a predicted model, not a curated record